ACAUAAUCACAUCGAUCAUUCACGGUAACCAUCGAAUCAAAUCAUCAAACAAAGGGACUCACAUACACACACAAUUAGAUCAUAAGUAGAAACAAAAGAACCAAAUUAAAAAGAAACUCAUGUUCUUCGAGCCUCAUAUCAAAAACAGAGCACCGUGGCAAUGGCAAUAACAAUGGCUUCCUCUGCCUCCACUUCGGACAUCGAAAUCCACAGCCAUCUCGGGUCCAAAACAUUUGACCAAAACGCUCCAAAAACCAAAAUCUCGGAACUUUCCAAGCCCUCCACACACUCCAUUUCUAACCAAAACCACAAUAAUCCCCUGCUUCUCACUCGCACACAAACAGAGACAGAGACAGAGACAAAAGAAAAAACAUAAAAAGCUUCCGUUUUUUUCUCCCACUGAUGUUCUUCACACUUCUAAAAACACCAGCAGCUCGAUUUCACACUGUUUUUAUCUGGGGCUCUGUUUUCUUUCCAACCCAUUAAUGGCGGAAAAUCAAUCCUCUGGUCGGGACCCAAAAACAGCAGCAGCUACCACUUUUUCUCAGCUUCUAUUCUUCGCAGAUCAUGAUGAAGAUGAUGAUAUCGAUGUUGAUAAACAUCAUCAUGUUCAUCACCAAAUCUUUGAGUACUCUGUUUCUUCAUCAUUCGCCAUUGAAAACCCCCCCAAGAUGCUCUGUUUCGGCACCAAACAAGAGCAAGAACAUCCCCAGCUGGGACUUAGAUCAGCCCACGCAUGCAGCGAUUCCGUAAAGAGAAAAAAUGGUUCAAACCCAGAAACAACCGCCAUUAAACCAGCUCCAUUGUCGAACCAGAAAGCUUCAAAAAAGACCAAACCUGAAGCUCCCUGUUCUGCCGGACAUGCAAAGAAGAAGGAGAAGCUAGGAGAAAGAAUCACAGCGCUACAACAAUUGGUUUCGCCGUUCGGCAAGACAGACACAGCUUCAGUUCUUCACGAGGCAAUGGGUUACAUCAAAUUUUUACACGAACAAAUUCAAGUCUUGUACAGUCCUUACCUGGACAAGAAUCAGCUGGGAGGAGGAAAUGGGGAAACGGAGGGGGAGCUGAAAGGGAGAGGGCUGUGUUUGAUUCCGGUGGAGUGUAGCUUGCAUUUGGCGAACUGUACGGUGGCGGACUUUUGGUCGCCGGCGAUGGCCAUGGGGAGGAAGCUCUGAGAAGGAAGGAGGGUUUUGUAGUUUGAUGUGUAUAUAGUUUUGGUGUUUUUUUUGAGUUAAAUGAAUCAGAAACAGAGCAGAAGAAGCUGUAAAUCGACAGUUCUUUUUUUGAUGGGAAAGAAAUAGAUGUGAAAAGAUGUUCUUUUUUU
Messenger RNA from Cucurbita pepo subsp. pepo (vegetable marrow), 1324 nucleotides. Its product is annotated as basic helix-loop-helix (bHLH) DNA-binding superfamily protein. NCBI's taxonomy places the organism in Eukaryota, Viridiplantae, Streptophyta, Magnoliopsida, Cucurbitales, Cucurbitaceae. Gene Ontology annotation, biological process: regulation of transcription by RNA polymerase II. The record is from RefSeq and is a predicted model, not a curated record. Gene Ontology annotation, cellular component: nucleus. Gene Ontology annotation, molecular function: DNA-binding transcription factor activity, RNA polymerase II-specific; RNA polymerase II cis-regulatory region sequence-specific DNA binding; protein dimerization activity.